This is a messenger RNA of Lineus longissimus, 1248 nucleotides long. RefSeq names its product alpha-aspartyl dipeptidase-like. The transcript has 8 exons. The record is from RefSeq and is a predicted model, not a curated record. Bases 14 to 754 code for a protein of 246 amino acids. Gene Ontology annotation, molecular function: serine-type peptidase activity. Gene Ontology annotation, biological process: proteolysis. NCBI's taxonomy places the organism in Eukaryota, Metazoa, Nemertea, Pilidiophora, Heteronemertea, Lineidae.
UUGUCUGGUCAAAAUGGCUGCGCCUGGUGUGACACAUAAUGUUCGUAAAUUAUUGCUGAUUUCCAAUUCGACGCUGCAUGGGAGCGGCUAUUUAGAACAUUGUCACGACCAAAUAAAGAAGUUUUUGGCUGACAAAGUGAAAACUGUCCUCUUUGUACCGUAUGCUCUUGACGAUCGGGAUGGAUAUGCUGCUAAAGCAAAGGAGGCUUUCGGAAACAUGGGCUAUAAUGUAGAGAGCAUCCAUUCAAAAGAAAGUGCUGUGGAUGCGGUGAGGAAAGCAGAGGCCAUUUUUAUCGGUGGUGGGAACACAUUCCGUCUCCUCACGACACUCUACUCGGAGAAAAUUAUUCCUGAAAUACAGAAAAGGGUUCUUGAGGAUGGCAUCCCAUACAUCGGUUCGAGUGCAGGCACUAACGUGGCCACAAUCAGUAUCAACACCACCAAUGACAUGCCAAUAGUCCAUCCACCGUCCUUUGAUGCGCUGAAGCUUGUGCCUUUCAACAUCAACCCUCAUUACAUGGACCCAUCACCUAACAACACACACAUGGGCGAGACAAGAGAACAAAGAAUAAAGCAGUACCAUGAAUAUGAAACAAGUUGGCCAGUCUUGGGCCUUCGGGAAGGUAGCAUGUUAUUGGUGGAGGGUGAUAAAGCCACGCUGCUAGGACCACAUUAUGCGAGGCUUUUUGUCAGGAACGAGAAGCCAGUAGAAAAUAAGCCUGGGACUGACUUCAGCCAUUUGCUGGCCCUCUGAACACACAUCUAUUUGGAAUUGACUUGAACUGGUACAGGUGCUUUGGGUGUUGACAUUGGACGACAUGGCGGAGACCAACUGAACGAUCAUGGUGCUCCACUCGACAUCAGUUGGUGCCUCCUUGGUUCAACGUGUCAGGCUGUAUUCAAGAGACAAUUCACAUUUAUAGAAUCCUAAUUUUGUACGACCCGCUUUUUAGCCUACUUUUACAUUUUCACCGCUCAGGAAAAUGUACCUUCUUAUUUCCUGUUUCGCAGAAGAAAACGCAGUGAGCUCAGUCUGCUGAUUUGGUAGGGCUUUAUUCAGAAACUCGUGUUGAAGAAUUCCACAGUAAUGACUCGUGCAGCAAUUUCGGGCUGCUUCAUUCGUGCUCGCUUCGAUACCAACUGAGGCACAGGAAAUAAAGGGACAUCGUACUGAUGAGGCGACACUCCCUUUAACAAGGUGAUACUGUAUGCAAAACUGAUAUCAAUAAAGUGAUAUCAAUCAAGUCA